Ipomoea nil (Japanese morning glory) is the source of this 864-nucleotide messenger RNA. RefSeq lists its product as uncharacterized. Bases 1 to 864 code for a protein of 287 amino acids. Lineage: Eukaryota; Viridiplantae; Streptophyta; Magnoliopsida; Solanales; Convolvulaceae. The record is from RefSeq and is a predicted model, not a curated record. The transcript has a single exon.
AUGGCUCCGCCUCGUCAUCGAGCCCGUACCCCGGAGACGCCGACCAACGAGCAGCUGGCUCAGAACCUGCAGCGUCUGACCCAAACGAUGCAGACGUUGAGCGACGCCCUCUUGCACAACAACAACCCUCCUCCGCCGCCGCCUGCUGGGAAUCGAGACGUGGGCCGCUUAGUUUUGGGGCAUAGGCUGCCCGUCUUUGCUGGAGAGGAAGACCCUGUGCUGCUUGAAGAUUGGAUCAAGACCCUGGACAAGAUCUUUGUUGUGGUGGGUUGUCCGGAUGAUCGCCGCGUCGAGUUUGCUUCGUUUUACUUUAGCCACGAGGCCGACCUCUGGUGGGUGCACGAAGGCCCAGCAUGCCAAGAAGAGCCUGGAUUCGAUUGGUCAGCUCUAAAGGAUAAGUUAAGAGAGAGGUUCUACCCAUCACACGUUAGAGCGGCCAUGUACGAAGAGUUCUUGCAUCUUCAACAAGGGUCGUCGUCUGUGGUGGAAUACCACAAGCGCUUCCUCGAGCUAGCCUAUUUUUCUCAGAUGUUGGUUCCUACCGAGUUAGCUAAGGUGGAGAAGUUUGUGGUGGUACUCAACUACGAAGCCCGGAAAGCUUUGACUGUGAGCAAGCCAAGGACGUUGAAUGAGGCCUACCUGAGCGCAUCUGAUCUGUAUCGUGUGCAACAGCUUCAACGGGGGUCCUUUGAGUUCGCCAAGAAGAGAAGUGAAGGAAGUGGAUCUCACAGUUUCAAGAGGCCAAGGAAGGAUUUCAGAGCCAGACCCGCACCCCCUCCGUCUCAAGGAUCGAAUCGGGUCGAGAGUGGAGGAAAAGAGAGGUCUUUCGGAUGCAAGAGGUGUGGGAAGGACCACGUUGGGUAG